AUACACAAUUGUGCAUAUACACACACAUACACAGGUGUACAUAUACACACAGGUGUACAUAUACACACAUACACAGGUGUAUAUACACACAGGUACAUAUACACACAUACAGAGGUAUAUAUAGUACGUGCACUGCACGGAAACUAUAGGGGAGCAUACACAUAUACGCGCAGGCGCAUACGCAGGUUUCAUUACGCGCACAGGCCCGCCUUAACAAUUCAAACAAACAGCACUACACACACACACAUCUGUACUAUAUAUUGACACAGACACACACACACGCACACAUCUGUUCACAGGGCAAAUUCUUUUACCAAGAACCUAACACCUACACACACGCAACACCUGCACAUAUAUACAUACACACACACGCACAGGUACAUACAUACACACACAUACACACACGCACAGGUACAUACACACGCACACACGUACACAACCUGCACACACAGGUGAGCUCAUCUUGGAUCCAUGGAGCACACCUGGUUCGUGAUACCUUUGGUUUGGGCUACACUCGCAGGAGCCGUGGCAGGAGUUUUCGUCAUUCAGCCGACCUUGGAUGCGAUUCAAACAGUGAACAGGGACGUUCUCUUCAGCGUCAGUUACUCCGGGAAUGUGGCCGACACACAGAUCACGUGGACGUUCAAAAACAACAUCGCGCAAUGGAAAUCCGGCAACUUGAGCGAUAACGCCAUUCACGCCAGCUACCGAGGACGCGUCGCGCUGUACCCCAACGGCUCCCUGCUCCUCAGGGGCGUGUCGCUCUCCGACGCCGGCUCUUACACCGUCGGCAUCGUGGACUUCGCCACGGCGGACGGCGCGGCGGCCGUCAGGCUCCACGUUUACGAGUCCGUGGGAGCGAUCAACGUCAUUCCGCCGAUGUCGAACGUGACCGGGGUGGUUGGCAGUGACGUCCUCUUCAGCAUCAACUACGUGGAGAACGAUAACGACCCGCAAAUAACGUGGACAUUCACGUCUCGCAUAGCGCAAUGGAAAUCGAGCAACACGAGCGAUAACUCGAUUCACUUUGUCUACCGUAACCGUGUCGUACUGCACUCCAACGGCUCCCUGCUCCUCAAGAACGUCUCCUUGAGUGACAGCGGCUCUUAUGGGGUCGUCUUGGUGGACAACAAAAAGCCGGAUGGCAAAGCCAGCGUCAGGCUGAACGUGUACGAGACCAAUUCGCUGGCAUCCCACUGCUUGGUCAGCAAAAGUGAAGCGGCGACUGUGGCUAUGGGGCUGCUGGCGCUGCUGCUGUUCUCCUAACCAUCCUGAGGUCCGAGAGGCAAGUGGCAGGAGGAAGUCACCGCCCAAAGCUCCGCUGCAUCAUGCCCAGAAAAAUCCCAACGCAAAGCCACGGCGUGAUUACCACGCACCGCGAUACAUACCCACACAUGCCCCAAGAGCAAUGCCAUGCACCGCAAGAGUGUACCACCGCAUGGCACGAUUUACUACAAUAGAUCGCGGAGUGCCACUAUGCACCCACCCCACCACCACCACCACCACCACCUUCGCUGCCCAUGGAUUCCCUUUACCACCGACAAUGCGUAUGUUUGUAUGCAUGUCGAACUUUCUUUUGUCAAGUUGAAGGAGGCCUUCUAUCCGAGCCAUGCUCGGAUAGAAGGCCUCCGGGCUCGAUUGAGAGGUAUCGGCUUGCCAAGAGGGUGGCAGCAGCCGCUGAGGCGAGAGCCCCUUGGGCAUGGGGAGGAGUUUGGAGAGGCCGUGGAGUGGAGACCGCCGGGCAGCCUCAAACCAUUCGACGCCUUCGGAGGGGUCGACGGGACGUGGCCCCGGAUGUUCUCAGUCGGGGUGGGGGCGUAACGUUGACCUCAACCGAGGAGAUAGUCGAGAGGCGGAAGGGAACACUUUGAUGAGCCCCUCGACCCGGUGGACGUGCCCCUCCUAUCAGGAGGCAGCCCUGGAAGCAGCUGGUGGGGUCGCAUCCUCCAUCGCGGCUCCACUCCUGUUCGUGAUUUUCAUGGGCAGGGUAUCAAGGCACAGCCGAGGUAUGCAGA
Petromyzon marinus (sea lamprey) is the source of this 2015-nucleotide messenger RNA. Lineage: Eukaryota; Metazoa; Chordata; Hyperoartia; Petromyzontiformes; Petromyzontidae. The record is from RefSeq and is a predicted model, not a curated record.